AUGGAAUGCAAAGCUGUUAUGCCGUUAGUCACAGUAUAUAUUCGAAGUACUGUUACACCUGUUACACGUAGCCUACUUUACAGAAAUGAUCCUCUCGAUGCUUUUGAACAGGAAAAAGGGCUACCUCAAUUCAUACCUCGUGACCUUAUUGAGAAUCACAUGUUUGUUAUUGAAUGCGCAGCAGGAGAGCCAGAUGCACGACAAUUCAAGAUGACUAGAGGACAAAUCCUUGUUGCUGUACCUAAUUUCAUGCAUCCACCGUUUGAAUAUGGCGAUUAUGUCAUAAGUGUUAAUGAUGAAGUAUUAGAAGACAAAAUUCAUUUCUAUCAAAUAGUGAAAGAAAUUGCUGGGAAAAAGAAAACUCAAAUAGUAAGGGCAUAUACAAUUUAGGA
Strongylus vulgaris is the source of this 392-nucleotide messenger RNA. The record is from the annotation of a GenBank genome assembly. Lineage: Eukaryota; Metazoa; Nematoda; Chromadorea; Rhabditida; Strongylidae.